Erythranthe guttata (spotted monkey flower) is the source of this 1605-nucleotide messenger RNA. The record is from RefSeq and is a predicted model, not a curated record. NCBI's taxonomy places the organism in Eukaryota, Viridiplantae, Streptophyta, Magnoliopsida, Lamiales, Phrymaceae.
AUGGCCGAAGAUCAAGGAAAUCCAGAGCACCUGGCCUUUGAGUACGAUCGAGAGCCAGGACGAGAUCACGAGCAGCCAAGACCGAACCUGCCACCCGAGCGAACAAUGCGAGAAUACCGAACUCCAGCUGUGAAUGAGAACUACUCGGGAAUCAGGAAACCGACGAUAGCCGCAAACAACUUCGAGCUGAAGACGGGGCUAAUCAACAUGGUCAUGGCGAACCAAUUCUCCGGAGCAGCCACUGCAGAUCCAAAUCUCCAUCUUGCCAAUUUCUUGGAGAUUUGUGACACGAUCAAAGUUAACGGUGUUUCCGAUGAUGCCAUUCGAUUGAAGCUAUUCUCAUUUUCUGUCAGAGACAAAGCAAAGAGUUGCCUUCUGAGUCUUAAUCCAGGAUCACUCACCUGUUGGGAAGAAUUAUCACAAGCCUUUCUGGCACGAUUCUUUCCACCCUCGAAGACCGCACAAUUACGAAGAGAUGUAGGCAACUUCAGACAGAUGAGCCAAGAGCCGAUGCACGAGUCUUGGGAGAGAUUCAAGGACUUAUUACGACAAUGCCCUCAACACGGAUUCAACCCGUGGGACCAAAUGGAGUUAUUCUACAAUGGGCUCGAUCAACCAGCCCGAUCUUUAGUUGAUGCUGCUUCAGGUGGAUCAUUGCAAAACAAGACUCCCACAGACGCUCGAGACAUUGUCGAGCGAAUGUGUGAGAAUGCUUACAAUUGGCCGUCCGAACGGAGUGGUAUACAAAAGGUGGCCGGAGUCCACCAACUCGAUCCUUUAGCCGCAGUUUCAGCACAAUUAGCGACCCUAUCAAAUCAGGUCGCCCAAAUUUCAGUUCGAGGGCCACAGAUCGAACGAGUAGCAGCAGCAAGUACUUCACAAGCCACAAACGACGAUUGGGAGCAGGCACACUUUAUGAACCACCGAUUCAACAAUUUCCGGGGAACCCACAAUCAGAACCAAAACCCUACUCAUUAUCACCCGGGAAUUCGGAAUCACGAGAACUUCUCCUACGCCAAUCCAAAGAAUGCUCUACAACCACCUCCCGAUUUCAACCAUCAAAGAGAGCAACGAGGGCCAACGUAUGACGAGCGUCUUCACCGACAAGAACAGGAAAUGGAGGGCCUGAAAUCAACAAUGAAGAACAUGGAAAAGCAAAUAGGGCAAAUCGCCCAAUCCAUGUCCACAAUGGCCAAAGGUGGAUUUCCGAGCAAUACCGAAGUCAAUCCAAAAGAAAGCUGUCAAGCCAUAACCACCCGAAGUGGUUUGCAAAUGACCGAUCCUCCUUAUCCGACGGACGAGUCACCAAGGCCAGCUGUACAACCGACCCCAGUCGAGCCAGAAAUCACCAUUUCAGGGAGUGGUACAAAAGAGGCUAGUAAGCCCAAUAACAUUUCUUUUCCUGAUAAUCCCCCUCUAUUGAUAACUCCUAUUCAUUUUCCAGAAAGACAGAAGAAAAAAAGGUUCCAGGAUCAAUUGAAGAAGUUCAUUGAAAAGAUCAAACAGAUUCGAAUCAACAUCCCUUUUGCAGAAGCCUUGGAGGUAAUGCCAAACUACACCAAGUUCAUGAAGGAAGUUCUAUCCAAGAAAAUUCGGAUCGAAUAA